Phycodurus eques (leafy seadragon) is the source of this 14256-nucleotide messenger RNA. It is a transcript of the gene cacna1aa, whose product is annotated as calcium channel, voltage-dependent, P/Q type, alpha 1A subunit, a. The transcript has 48 exons. Gene Ontology annotation, cellular component: voltage-gated calcium channel complex; membrane; neuronal cell body. The coding region runs from base 1268 to 8773 and encodes 2501 amino acids. Gene Ontology annotation, biological process: chemical synaptic transmission; calcium ion import across plasma membrane. NCBI's taxonomy places the organism in Eukaryota, Metazoa, Chordata, Actinopteri, Syngnathiformes, Syngnathidae. Gene Ontology annotation, molecular function: high voltage-gated calcium channel activity. The record is from RefSeq and is a predicted model, not a curated record.
AAAAAAAAAGGCAUACGUGUGCAAGUAAAUGCUUGCGUCAUCAGGUAUGUGCAGCUGCAGCGCGCGCAUAAGAUGCGCGGCUGUGUAAUUUAGACACACUCCGCUUCUAUCAUUCCUUUCGUUAUUGUCUCCAUCCAUCCAGCCAGCCACCCAUUCCUGCGUCCCUCUCCUCCUCCCCUCGGGGCUGCUGGUGGAGGAACCCCCCCCCUCCUCCCCCCCACCACCACCACCACCACAAACUCCAAUGAGAACGGGGGGACGCUCUCGCAGGACAUCCAAGAGAUCCAAGAGGACGGAGGUUCGGCUUCAUCGGGGCACGGUGAGGGCGUGUAAAACGGCGCGGGAGAGGCCGCCCCACGCGUGUCUUUGACGCCGCGUCCUGUCCGUCCGUGGAUGGCUCGGCAGCUGUUGCAAGCAGGGAGGAGGAAGCUGUUCGCCGCUCUCAUCUCCACUACGAAGGCAUGGACAUUUUAAAACAACGCGGAAUUCUCCGUCUUUCUCCUUUUUGCACGGUGUUUUAUAUUUUUCAACCAAUGAAAUGAUUGUUUUCCCCUCUCACGUUCGAGGCUUGUGAGAUCCUACACUUUAAGGUAAAAUUAGCAGUGGCACGUAACACUACCAAAUAUUGCGGAUGUUUUAGAAAUAAUUAAAUAAAUAAUAUGGUCGCGUUUCAUUUCCGAUGCUUUUUAAGUGAACGCGGUGGUUUCAUGGACGGCGAAUUGCACUAUCUGACCACGAAACAUUUGAGCUGGGUUUUUUUUUGUUUUUUUUUAACAUUAGAUGCCGUGAAUGUGAUUUAUUACUGAGGCUCGUGUCGUUUUAAAGGCGUCUGUACUGUAAUGACAUGUUGUCAUGACAGAGAAGAACUAAAUCUUGUGGUGCCUGUGGAGCGGUCUUGAUGCGGCAGGCAUGACCAACCAUGGUUCAUGUUGAAUAAGUCCCCAUGAUCUGGCGGUGGAUGGGGGGUGGUCAUCCUCAGGGUUUGGACGGAUCCAAGACGAGCGUAGGACUUGAGACGCCCUUCAUUGUGAACCGAAAGACCAAACAUUUGAUUCCUCGCACCCACGAUUUGCACCUGGCAGAGACGCAGAGGGAAGGUGGUCUGUGCAUGGGCCCCCGGGUUUCUUAGACCAGAGGCUGCAGAACCGCGACCCAUUUGAACAUAUGAGAUGUUCUGAUCCGGAUGGGAUGUAAUGUGUGGCUGUGCAGCUGAGCACCGGUCUCCUUCUCCGCUGCUUCGUCAAGAUUGGCUUCUGGUUUCCGGAGAAUGGCGCGGUUUGGAGACGAGGUACCGGCCAGGUACGGAGGAGGGCCCGGCGGAGGGGGCCCGGGUGGCCGUGGCGGAGGGAGACAAGGAGGGCCACACGGACACGGACAUGGUCACGGGCACGGACAUGGGCAUGGACAUGGCCACGGACAUGGGCACGGGUUGGGCCACGGUCCAGCAGGGGGGCCAGGAGGCCAGAGAAUGUAUAAACAAUCCAUGGCUCAGAGGGCCCGGACUAUGGCCCUGUACAACCCGAUACCUGUACGCCAGAACUGUUUCACUGUCAACCGCUCCUUGUUCAUUUUCAGCGAAGAUAACUUUGUGAGAAAAUACGCCAAAAAGAUCACCGAAUGGCCUCCAUUUGAGUGGAUGAUUCUCGCCACCAUCAUUGCCAACUGCAUCGUCCUGGCCCUGGAACAACAUUUGCCCGACGGUGACAAGACCCCACUGUCUGGACGUCUGGACGCUACAGAGAUGUAUUUCAUUGGCAUCUUCUGUUUUGAAUCUGGUAUAAAGAUCCUGGCUCUGGGGUUUGCCUUCCACAAGAACUCGUACCUGAGGAAUGGAUGGAAUGUCAUGGACUUUGUGGUGGUGCUCACAGGGAUUCUGUCCACUGUGGGCUCAGAUUUUGACCUGCGGACCCUCAGAGCUGUUCGAGUUUUGAGGCCCCUCAAACUGGUGUCUGGUAUUCCCAGCCUACAGGUGGUGCUCAAAUCCAUCAUGAAGGCCAUGAUUCCUCUGCUACAAAUUGGCCUCCUGCUUUUCUUCGCCAUUCUCAUGUUCGCCAUCAUCGGCUUGGAGUUUUACAUGGGCAAAUUCCACAAAACCUGCUUUGACAAUCACACAGGGGAGAUCCGAGAAGAGUUCCCAUGUGGGACGGAACCCCCGUCGCGAUUGUGUCCAGAGGGUACCACGUGUCGAAAGUACUGGCUCGGUCCAAACUAUGGCAUCACCCAGUUUGACAACAUCCUUUUUGCUAUCCUCACCGUCUUCCAGUGUAUCACAAUGGAGGGCUGGACUGAACUGCUGUACUAUAGCAACGAUGCCUCAGGGAGCGCAUGGAACUGGAUGUAUUUCAUCCCCCUUAUUAUCAUUGGCUCCUUCUUCAUGCUCAACUUGGUGCUGGGUGUGCUGUCAGGGGAGUUUGCCAAAGAGAGGGAGCGAGUGGAAAACAGAAGUGAGUUCCUGAAGCUGAGGAGGCAGCAGCAGAUUGAAAGGGAACUCAAUGGUUACUUGGAGUGGAUCUGCAAAGCUGAAGAGGUUCUCUUGGCAGAUGAUGAAAAUGAAAAUGAUUAUGACGGCUCCCGCAGGAGAGCCACCAAGAACCACAAGAGCAAAGCUGAGCUUCUAAACCCAGAGGAGGGGGAGGGAGACCUGGCAGUUGGUUCACCAUUUGCCCGCGCUAGCUUAAAAAGCUCAAAGCUAGAAGGAUCAACUUUCAAGAGGCGAGAAAGACGACUGCGCUUCUUUAUCCGACAUAUAGUGAAGUCCCAGGCCUUCUACUGGACUGUACUAUGUUUGGUGGGCCUCAACACGCUGUGUGUGGCUGUCGUGCACUACGACCAGCCAGAACCACUUUCAGAUUUUCUAAAUUAUGCUGAAUUCAUCUUCCUGGGAAUAUUCUUGACGGAGAUGUUUGUCAAGAUGUAUGGUCUGGGAAAGCAGGCAUACCUCAACUCCUCUUUCAACUGCUUCGACUGCAUCGUGAUCUGCGGCAGCAUAUUUGAAGUGCUGUGGUCCAUUAUCCAGCCGGGCACGUCAUUUGGCAUCAGCGUUUUACGAGCUCUCAGGUUAUUGAGGAUCUUCAAGGUCACCAAGUAUUGGGCAUCUUUAAGGAACCUUGUCGUGUCUUUGCUCAACUCCAUGAAGUCCAUCAUCAGCUUACUCUUCCUCCUCUUCCUCUUCAUAGUUGUCUUCGCCCUGCUGGGAAUGCAGCUCUUCGGAGGACAGUUUAAUUUUGAAAAUGGCACUCCUUCAACAAACUUCGAUACCUUCCCAGCAGCAAUAAUGACAGUGUUUCAGAUCCUGACAGGUGAAGACUGGAACAUGGUGAUGUAUGCGGGCAUCAAGUCUCAGGGCGGAGUCAACAAGGGCAUGGCCUUCUCAGUCUUCUUUAUCGUGCUCACUCUUUUUGGCAACUAUACUCUGCUGAAUGUCUUCUUGGCUAUCGCUGUGGACAAUUUGGCCAACGCACAGGAGCUAACCAAGGAUGAGCAAGAGGAGGAGGAGGCUGCCAGUCAGAAGAUCGCGUUGCAGAAAGCCAAGGAGGUGGCGGAAGUCAGCCCCCUGUCGGCUGCCAACCUCUCCAUAGCAGCCAACAAAGUACACAGUGAUUGUCACAACGCUACUGACCCCUUUCUGGACUGUAAGGAGCAGCAGAAGAACCACAAUAAGGGGCUCAAUAAGUCUGUGUGGGAGCAGCGCACCAAGGAGCUGAGGAAGCAAACUCUGGCAUCUAGCCGAGAAGCCCUCUACAACGAGCUGGACACUGAAGACCGCUGGAAGGCAAGGACAGGGAGGGAAGAACACAACGAUGUCAACUACUCGCGCCAUGUCCGACCAGAUAUGAAAACUCACCUGGAUCGACCUUUGAUGGUUGACCCCCUGGAGAACCGCAACAACAAUACCAACAAGAACACUGACAACAAUCCAGACCUCUGCUUCAGCCAACAGCAUCCUGCCGAUGACCUCCACAGAAAAACGCGCCACCACGAACACGGUGGUCAAGGAGGCCCCGUCAAAUCUCCUCCAGAGCAAGGCGAGUCUACUGAGAGCAGGCGUAGCCGGAAAGGUACGCAUCACCAUCGUAGCUCCCGUGUACGAUUGGAUACAACUGCGAUUCCCGGGCCGGGCUCGGAGGAGAGGCCGACGAGGCGCCUUCAUCACAAUCGCAGCGGAAGUCGAGGGACAGGACAGUCCGAACACAGGAGACCUAGAAUGCAUCGCAGGAAUGAUGAAGACGAAGAUGGUCGAGAAGGAGCUGGAAAAGCAGGAAGACACAAGAACAAAGGGGUCGAAGAAGGUGGGGAGGGAGAAGAGAAGGAAGCAGCUGCUGAUGGAAGUGAGAGGAGGCCGAGAAGAGGUCGCCAUAGCAACCAGGUGGAAGGAGAGGGGAAGAUCUGCCAGCAUCGACGGAAGGAUGGUAGUGUUCUGAACCUCUCCACCACGAGGCCCAUCCAAAAGAGGCUGUCCAGGCAGGACAGGCAGGACAGUGAAGAUAUGGACAACCUCAUGAAUACCAAACUGGUUUCAGGCUCCGCCCCUUCCAUCGACCAUUACCCAAUUCCACUUGCCAACCACACUGCGGACCACGGCUUUGAAUCCGCCUUCCAACUUGCUAACAGUGGCGGUCGAGGGAGUUUAGUCAGAUUAGACAGCUACGGGAACGUCGGACAUCGCCGUGCCAACAACAUCAUCAGACAGCCCCACCCCGACCACAUGGCUGUGGACAUGCCAAUUUUCCCGUCCACCAAUGCCAUCCUGCAGGUCAAUAAAAAUGCAAACACAGAGCCUUUACCAGCGAAGGAGGACAAGGACGAUGAUGAUGAUGAUGCAAAGGGAGGUAAUGGAGGACCCAGGCCCAUGCCUCCCUUUACCUCCAUGUUUAUACUGACCACCACUAAUCCGUUUCGUCGGGCCUGUCACUACAUAUGCACCCUGCGCUACUUUGAGAUGUGUAUUCUGCUGGUCAUUGCCAUGAGUAGUAUUGCCCUUGCUGCCGAAGACCCCGUCUGGCCUGAUUCUACUCGCAACAAUGUCCUGCGCUAUUUUGAUUAUGUCUUCACUGGAGUGUUCACAUUUGAGAUGCUAAUUAAGAUGGUGGACCUGGGGUUGGUCUUGCACCAGGGCUCUUAUUUCCGUGACUUGUGGAACAUCCUUGACUUUAUUGUGGUUAGUGGUGCGCUGGUGGCCUUCGCCUUCACGGGGAGCAGCAAAGGAAAAGAUAUCAGCACCAUCAAGUCUCUGAGGGUUCUCAGAGUGCUGCGGCCACUUAAGACGAUAAAACGUCUUCCCAAACUCAAGGCUGUUUUUGACUGUGUGGUGAACUCUCUGAAGAACGUCCUCAAUAUUCUGAUCGUCUACCUGCUCUUCAUGUUCAUCUUUGCUGUGGUGGCUGUGCAGCUCUUCAAGGGACGUUUCUUUUUUUGCAGUGAUGAAUCCAAAGAGUUUGAGCGUGACUGCAGAGGCGAGUUUUUGGUGUAUGGGCGUGAUAACGAAGUGAAAGCACAGAAACGGGAGUGGAAGAAGUACGAAUUCCACUACGACAAUGUGGCUUGGGCCCUGCUCACCCUCUUCACCGUGUCAACCGGAGAGGGGUGGCCGGAUGUGCUGAAACAUUCAGUGGAUGCGACUUACGAGAAUCAGGGCCCCAGCCCGGGGUAUCGGAUGGAGAUGUCCAUCUUUUACGUCGUGUACUUCGUGGUCUUCCCCUUUUUCUUUGUCAAUAUCUUCGUGGCUCUCAUCAUCAUCACCUUCCAAGAGCAAGGGGACAAAAUGAUGGAGGAUUAUAGUUUGGAAAAGAAUGAGAGAGCUUGUAUCGAUUUUGCCAUCAAUGCCAAGCCUCUGACUCGCCACAUGCCCAAGAACAAGCUCAGCUUUCAGUACCGCAUGUGGGAGUUUGUGGUGUCGCCGCCAUUUGAGUACACUAUCAUGGCAAUGAUCGCGCUCAACACAAUUGUCCUUAUGAUGAAGUAUGAUGGAGCUUCAGAUACCUACGAAGCUGUGUUAGCCAACCUCAACAUAGUGUUUACCUCUCUCUUCUCCAUGGAGUGUGUACUCAAGAUUAUUGCCUUUGGAGCACUGAAUUAUUUUAAAGAUGCCUGGAACAUUUUUGACUGUGUGACUGUUCUAGGCAGCAUCACUGACAUUCUGGUUACUGAACUUGGGAAUAACUUCAUCAACCUGAGUUUCCUGAGGUUGUUCAGGGCAGCUCGCCUCAUCAAGUUGCUGAGGCAAGGAGAAACAAUUCGCAUCUUGCUCUGGACCUUCGUUCAGUCCUUCAAGGCUCUGCCUUAUGUAUGCCUCCUCAUUGCCAUGCUCUUCUUCAUCUAUGCCAUCAUUGGGAUGCAGCUUUUUGGCAAUAUUGCUAUUGAAGAAGACGGAGAGGGUGCCAUCGACCAACACAACAACUUCAGGACCUUCGUUCAGGCUCUCAUGCUGCUCUUCAGGAGUGCAACUGGGGAGGCGUGGCACGAGAUCAUGCUGGCGUGUCUGGGGGGCAAACAGUGCGACGAGCUGUCAGGGAAUACAGAGCCGGAGUGUGGCAGCCAAGUGGCUUACCUCUACUUUGUCUCCUUCAUCUUCUUCUGUUCAUUUUUGAUGCUGAAUCUGUUUGUGGCUGUCAUCAUGGACAACUUUGAGUACUUGACCAGAGAUUCUUCCAUACUUGGACCUCACCACUUGGAUGAGUAUGUCAGAAUAUGGGCCGAGUAUGAUCCUGCUGCCUGCGGGCGCAUUCAUUAUAAGGACAUGUACAGUUUAUUACGAGUUAUCGACCCGCCUCUCGGCUUAGGCAAGAAAUGCCCCCAUAGGGUGGCCUGCAAGAGACUGCUCCGCAUGGAUCUGCCCGUGGCUGACGACAACACGGUCCACUUUAACUCCACCCUCAUGGCUUUGAUACGCACUGCGCUGGACAUCAAGAUCGCCAAGAUUUCUGAAGGUGGCAUUGACAAGCACCAGAUGGAUGCAGAACUGAGGAAAGAGAUGAUGGCCAUCUGGCCCAAUCUCUCCCAGAAGCAUCUAGACUUGCUGGUUACGCCACACAAGUCGACAGACCUGACAGUUGGCAAAAUCUACGCUGCCAUGAUGAUCAUGGAGUACUACCGCCAGAGCAAGAUCAAGCGCUCGCAGGCACUCCGGGAUGAGCAGAAUCGAACGCCAUUACUGUUUCAGCGCGUGGAACCGCCUUCCCCCACCCAGGACGGGGGUCCGGGCCUCAACAAUGCCCUCCCUCCACCUGAGACAACAGAGACAAUGAGCAGCCUCCCUGUGGAAGCCGGGGUCCCGGAGAGCCACUCAUGGGUCACAGCGCGUGCUCAGGAGAUGUCUCAAAAGGUCGGAAGCUGGAGCCCUGAAGAUGGCCUGGGAAGCAUGACCACCUCCCAGACGGUAGAGAUGAGAGAGAUGGGGCAGGAUGGUUACUCGGAUACUGAGCACUUUCCACCAAUGGACGGCCACGGCAGGGCCGCUUCCAUGCCCCGCCUACCAGGCGACAACCAAACCAUCAGUGACAACAGCCCCAUGAAGCGCUCGGCCUCAUCGUUAGGUCACAGCAGGUCAGGGCGCGGCAGCCGAGACAAAGGAGGCCCAGAUGCUUACAACAUGGAGCGUGUAAUAUCUGAGGAAGGUCGGGCUUCCCGGCACGGGCACAGGAGAAAAGAGCGCAGUCAUCGUGCCUCCGAGAGGUCACUGUGUCGCUACACGGAGGCUGACACAGGUCUUGGCACAGACACCCAGUCAGUUGACCUGAUGUCCAAGGACAGGGAUCGGGACAGAGAUCGUGGCAGGUCCAAAGACCGCAAGCACCAUCACCAUCAUCACCACCAUCACAGUUCCGUGGAUAAAGAACGCUACGCUGCGGAGCGAGGUGGAGAGUACGGCCGCAAGCCUUCUCGUGACAGAGAGCCCGACAGGGAGAGGGAGCGAGAAAGGGACCCGCGCUGGUCACGAUCCCCCAGCGAGGGUCGUGACUGCAUGACACACAGACAGGGCAGUAGUUCAGUCAGUGGAAGUCCUGUUCCAUCAACCUCCGGGACUAGCACGCCGCGCCGAGGCCGACGACAGUUGCCUCAGACACCCGCGACGCCCCGCCCCCACGUUACGUACUCCCCUGUAGUCCGUAAGGCCGUGCCCUCGCAACCUGCGGGGCCGCAGGGGCGGGCACCAGCCCCGGCACCCCGACGAUUAUCUCCUGAUGCCCCCCAAGGUCAGGUUCCUCUUGCUGGCGUUCCGCCGACCCACCAUGGCGUGCCCCGCCAGGGUCAUCACCCCCCACUUCGCUGGGCGGACACAGAUGGAGGAUCCAUAGAAGGGGACGGCUGCUUUUACAACCAAAACUACAUACCCCACCAUGAACCACCCGCCCACGAGCCAGGCAGCAACCCCCACCCGCACCCGCACCCCUUGGCCAGCCACCCACUGCCACCUCCUCCCCAACCACAGCCACGCAACCUACACCCCCUCCCUCCACCCCAGCCGCACCCUGUAAACAACCCCCACCCUCACCCCUUGCCGCCAUACCCACAGCCAAACCGUACCUCACCUCGGACCGUCCACCACGUGCCCCCUUCAAGCACUCCCCUGACCGGGCCCCUUCAGGGUCAAGUGCAACCUCCCGUCCAACGUCGCCUACCCAACGGUUACCGCGCUUCGUCACCUUCCACACAUCUCCAUGGACCCCAACACAGUGGGCCUCACAAGGUACCACCCCCAGGGGGACACCCUAGAGGACCCCGCAAGGGCCUGCACGAACACUAUUGUGAGAAGGAGCAGGACGACUGGUGCUAGCCUCUGGGGAUCGGAGAGGGACGUAAGGAUGCAGACUUACGUGACAUCAGCCCUUCUCUUUGCCAGUCCUUAAAAUGUUGCGGGAACGUUGGACUUGACCAGGCGUCAGGAUGAAGGAAUGAAACACGGAUGCUUAGGCACGAGCGGGGAGGGGGAGGAAAUACAAUACAGGAAGGGGUACCAAACGUGCAUUGGUGUUGCAUUCAUCACUUAGCAAACGUCAAACUACAACUUUGAAGGAUGCAAGUAGGAGGGGUGAUCUUAAAUUCUGCCUCUGGUCAAGAGCUACAGCCACUUACAAGAUGUCAAGAGUUGCGACUCAAAAAAAAAAGAAAAAAAAACAAAAGAAAAAAAAAGACACUUUACAGUCAGAGAUAAAAAUAAGAUUUAGGUUUUUUUUUUUUUUACUUCCUAAAGCUAACUUGAAUUGUAUUAGCUGGAAAGGAAGUCAAUUCCAAAGCCACUUGUUGAAUAUUGAUGAGUUUUAUCAUCUGUGUCUUUAAAUAAGAACAAAACUGACGCCGAGCCCUCCGCCUGUAUGAGGCGAGAGGGAUACUGUAAGUGGGUGGGAUAGUUGGGGGUGAGGGGGGAUGUCGACUCGGGUUGGAUGGAACCCGAGGAUGUUUACCCUUAUUCCUGGAGAUCACCCUCCACCCGGGAACAGACUACUCACACCGUCCUCCGCCGUGUUGAAGAAAAACAGAGUGAUGAUGGGUUUAACCACCAAACCAGUUUUCUGCAGCAUUUCUUCUUCUCUUACUGCAGCUUCUGCUUCUUCCGCUUCUUCUUCAAAACACUCAAGCGUGAAUCUUCUGUUGUACAACCACACAGCUUUUUUAAGACGUGUGUAACCCUGUGUGAUCUUGCAUGAAUGAUUAAAAGGAAAUACUAGGAACAAUGAGAAUCUACUGUAUGUAAGGGGAGGGAUAUUUUUCUUCCUGUUGUAGGCUGUAGGUUUCUGCCCUUUUUUGGGGGGUGGGGGGGAUUACCUUUCUGUUUCUCUCUUUCUUCCCCUUUUUGACAUUCCUCUCUUUAUAACCUCAUAUUCCGUCUAAAGGUCAUAGAGAGGUCAUGUGUCAUUGUAAGUAAGAAGAAAAAAAAAAAAAAAAGAAUUAUUGCUUGCGUGUCUCAAUGUUGUGUGCCAAAUGCUUGCCACUCACGCAGAUGGAAAUGCACUUUUUGUCUUCUGAACUUUUUUAACAACGGUGAUAAUCUUAAAAUGAUAAACUGGCAAGCAGGGUAAAGUGGAUGUGGCAGCAUUCGUCUUUAUUGGAAACAUUUCUGAGCUCUUCCAGAUACUCCGGUCAGAAACAGAUGGACAGAAAGGUGGAGAGUGGAGAGAAACUUGUUUUCUUUGACCAUAACAAGGGAACGCGUACAUGCAAUGUAAUAAUCAUGUGGAUCAUAAGAUGGAUUGUCCCAUUUUAGGAAUCUGUCCAGUGAGCCACUUUUCAAACCCUGGGGUGCAACUCUGCCCCAUUGCAUCAUGGGAGAUUGAUUUUCUUGUCGAGAUAAGGUGCCCAAAAAGUAAUUUUUAAGUUUAAGGCUACACUGGAACCUUCAAAGUUGACCGGAAUUUAUACUGUGACUUCAAAUUAAUUCAAUUUAAAAAAUAAAAUACAUAUAUACAUAUUUCAGUUGAGAUCAAUUAGAUUACAGGGAUGCAAGAAGUUGUCUUGCGUAGCCACAUUUCACUUUGCACAUGCAUCAUUUACCAUAUAAUUUGAUCAAUAACCGUAAAGACACUUGUAAAAAAAAAAUGUAAAAAAAAAAUAAUAAUAAUAAUACUAAAAAAAAAGAAAAAAAAUGCUGAAACAGCUACACUUAAAGUCCAAUUUUCAAGAAGUUGUUGAUUAUUUUAAACUUUAGGCAUUCAUAGUAAAGGCAAUCCUUAUUGAAAGAGCAAAUAUUGGUGUCCCUCUGAAAUACACUUCUUGCAAAACGGUGAAGACAAAAGUGCAUAACGGUAAAGACACGCAGCUUCAUAAAAAUCGUAUGACUUGCACAAUUUACAUUACACGUGUUGCCCUCCAAAUUCUGCGGAUCAAAAUGUAUAAAUGAUCCUAUAACUUCUCAUUAAACCCAUUACACUCUUGUCUUUAUACAAUUGUAAUCAUGGUAAAAUCCUGCAGCAGUUCCAAUUCAUUCACACAUAUUCAGUCGUAUCUCAGAAAUCAAACCAUUUAUUUUGCUGUCUACUAUUCUAAUGCAAGAUAGCUGCCUCAUCUUGGCACUUAAGCUCACAGAUCCCUCUGCUGUAUUGCAACAACAUAAUGAGGCUCUCUCCAGUGCCAUUAACGGGAAAGACAGCUUGAGUGACAAAGACAAAUCAUUUGUAAAAGAACCAAAAAAAGGAACUCUGAAGACACAAAGAUGCAUUUGUGUUAGUUUUCAUGGGCAAUAGGAGAAAUAUCCUAUAGAUCCAAAAAUGUAAUUAGCAUCUUUAGAAAUGUUGCAAAUCAUGAAACUUCAUUUGGUACACAUAACAGUAUAGACAUUUUGUCAUUCAAAGUUUGAAAAUUAUUACUUCAGAUUUUUUUUUCUUAAAAACAAUUAUAACCUUUUGAAUGAUAACAACUGCCUUUAAUUCAAACACUUAUAUCAGUAAAUUUGAUUUUCAACCUGAACUUUAAUGGGGUAUGUCUUUACCACUAUUGAUCAAAUUAUAUAAACAUGAACCAUAUACAGUCCAUCUUUUUUUAUUUAUUUAUAGUAUGAUGCUUAUGAGCAUUAGCAUUUUAAUAUUAUUGCCAACACUUGUUUUUUUUUCACUGCACAGUACCAACUCAGCACAGUUACAUUUGCUACAGGAUCGGUUGGUUGAUUUUCCACUUCGAAAUAGUACUGCGAGAAACAGCAUCAGUCCGAAAAAGACACGCUAACAACAACGAUGCCAGAGGUCUCAUGUACUUACCUCUCAGCAUGUGGCUGUUGGCCAAAUUUUAUUAGAGAAGGGAUGGAGAACCGCAUUCGGUACUGAGCAGCCUGGAUGGGGACCAGCCAACUGCGUAGCUACUUUGAAUACAAGACCAAGCCGACAAGGCAAAACCCUGUUCUUUUUUUACAAUUAGCACCUACGACGGGAACAUGUGUGCUGCUUUCCAACGUCAUGCAUCUAGAUUCUGUGAUCCUAAUUUUCCUCUUUGCCAUCACUGACAACCUUCAGUGGAAAAAUACACUUGCAGAACAUAUCCAGAAUAUUUUGGUUGCAGCCUUAAGGGUGUUCGACGUUGGAGGUUCCAGUGUAUUUUGACAAUUUGGAUGGAGAACGGUGUCAAACCAAGGCUUCAUGGGGCCUUAAGCAGCAUUUGAUUUUGGCCCCCCAUUCCACCAGGUUUAUAGAGGGUGUGCCAAAAGUCACUAUUCACUUCUUCUCUUCCAUAUAAUUUCAGGCCAUCGACGUUUGAUGACUUAGGCCUUGCAGUUUUUUUGUAAGCAUGUCCUUGCCCGUGGCUCGCCAUUUGACACUGGAGCAGCGUUGCAAAACUCCCACCUGGCAAGAAGUUUUUCUCUCCACGACUGCAGUUCAGCACCAGUUUGAGAAGCUCAAAGCACACACAGUACAAUUUACACAUUGCAAAAUUCCUGAAACAGGAUCUGUUCUUGAGAAACAACGCAGCAGAAAGUUUGCUAUUACCACUACCGAUGCAAACACCAAACUCUUAGAGCAGGCGUUCUCCCAAAACCGGGGAAAGGGGCUGCAAUUCGACAUCAACAAACCCGUCAGCAGAUGAUUCGGCGAGUGAUAAAAACAUUACCCGCGUAGACUUCAGGUCGUUCGAAAGUUUCACACAGAAGAUGAUGAUGCUUGACAACCUGAAGUCAGUAUGUUAGGCUUCAUCACGCUCUCAAGCAAACAGGUGCUGAACUGCGGAAGCACUUUUGCUCCAAUGUCAAUUGACGAGCCAUGGGCAAGGAAUGAUAUGCUUAGAAAAAGCGCAAAGCCUAAGCUGUUAAAUGCUGACGGCUUCCCAUCUGUCCCAGUGAUACCUGUAACAAAAUAGAAAAACGUGUAUGUGUAUAGUGACUUUUUGGACACCCUGUCUAUUUAAUGUGUUAAAAAAUAUAUAUGUACUGUAUCCUCACGCUUUUUGGGCCCCAAGCAGCUGCUUAGUUUGCUUAUGACCCCAGCCUGUCCUGUAUUUUCAAAAUUCCCAUCCUGCACUGAGGCAGUUCCACCCAUGACCUUCAUGAUCGCAUCCCUCUGCCCACACUUGUAACGCUUAUAGACCAAGAAAACAUUUGAGCUCAAUCUGCCACAACACCACUACAGGCUGCCUUGUCUGUUUGAACCCACACAGGCAAGUGAAUUACACAAGGUCAGUAGCUAAAAACUUGUAUGCGGUCCAAGAAAACACUAACGCUUUGUAUCACUCAUGUGUAUAUAUCUAAUUUCUUUCUGUGUUUCUACGUGUGCCUCGGACUAACACAUUUCACAAACACCACUGUCAGCAUUCUUGGGGUUAUGUGAAGCUGUUAUUUUCUGUUUUAGCUGGAGACCGAUCACAGAUUGACCACAGAAUGCACCCGAAAAAAUGAGCAAAGACGUGAAAAAAAAAAAAAAAAAAAGAAACCUAUCAGUGUCUUUCCAACCUCAGCGGAAUGUCACGGAAAAGUAUUUUUUCACAACACUGGAAUGAGAUAGCACAUAAGUUAUGUAGCAAAUACUUGUGGUGUGUGUGUGGCUGUGUGUGCGCAUGUGUGUUAGAGGGAGUGAUAUUUUUCCACAUUUUUCAUUGGUUGCAACUUUUCGGUCUCAAGAAAAGCCCCUCAGAUGUUGUGGGUGUGUGUGUUUGUGCUACUGUCUUUCUGUCUUUGUGCGGCAAAACAUUUGACAUCCCACCUUUAUCGUGAGGACGUUUUUCUUUGGGUGGAUAUUUUUACUGAUCCAUACCUAAAAAAAAAAAUUUCAAAUAUAAAAUACAAAAUUGUAUGCGCGAUGUCAAAACAGAUGGAACAUCCAAAGCUCAGAUCACUCAACAUCCUUUUUUUGUUUUUUUUUUGUUUAUGCUGCAGUGAAAUCUACACUAAUUAACCACACUAAGUCUUCAAAAAGCAAUGUAAAGCUGCAAAUGAGAAGAAAACAAUCUUUUUUUUUUUUUAAAUAGAAAUGUUUUAAAAAAAAAAAAAAAGGUUUAAAAAAUAUCUAUAGUUCAAGAACUGCAUGUGCUAUGUGCAUGCCACACUGUGGGUUAACAGUCAUCUUCAGGACAUAAAAGAAAAACAGACUAAUGAAUUCAUAGAUGUUUAAAAAAAAAGAUAUAUAAAUAGAUGUUUUUAAAAAGCAACCUUUUUUUCUUCUAUUUUUGAGAACAAAAAAUAUUACAAAAAAGGACCAAAAAAAAAAAAAAUAGGGGAUCGAAACACAAAAGAGACUUUGGUGGGUCUAUUUGUUUUUUUCCCCCUGUGACAUGAGCUUGAGGCACCACACAAAGUUGAAUGUUGAAGACACCACAGAAUAUAUGGGGGGGGGGGGGGGGGGG